AUAUGCCCUUGUGUAUAUAUAGACAAAUCUCCUCAACCAAAAAGGACAUGAAAAGUUGUAUCAAGCAAAAAUACCAUUGGGGUUUCGUCUAUCCCCUGUCAUAAAGUUCUUUCUUGAUAUGGAUCGAGAAGAGGACAGAGAGAAGGGUUUGAAUGGGACAGAGAGAGGAUCAGAUGGUCAUAACAACAAUGGCAGAGUUUGGUCUGAAUUAGUGAUGAGAUUGCUGGCUUCUGUUCUUACUUUGGCGACUGCAGUGAUCCUUGGUGUUAGCAAAGAGACAAAGAUCGUGCCUCUGAAGAUUCUCCCCACUUUGCCUCCUGUUCAUGUCUCUUACACUGCUAAAUCCACUUACCAGUCUGCCUUUGUGUACAACAUUACAGCAAACGCAAUCGCGUGCGGCUAUGCAGCGGUCACAACGUGGAUUCUGACGGUCACGAGAGGCAAGAAGAAAGGCAAGGCCGUGGCGGUGGCAUUGCUAAUGGGAGAUCUCGUGACGGUGGCUCUGCUCUUUUCCGGCACCGGAGCCGCGGGAGCAAUCGGGCUGAUGGGUUUUCAAGGGAACAAACAUGUGAUGUGGAACAAAGUCUGCAAUGUCUUCCAUGGGUUCUGUCGCACUGUGGCUGCUUCCCUUUUUGUCUCCCUUCUUGCCUCUGUCGCGUUUCUGAUUCUUGUCGUGUUUGAUGCUAUUAGGUUUAUGUGAUUUGCCAAAAUAAAUAACUCUGCUCGUUAGCUA
Messenger RNA from Tarenaya hassleriana, 733 nucleotides. Its product is annotated as CASP-like protein 1E2. Bases 119 to 700 code for a protein of 193 amino acids. NCBI's taxonomy places the organism in Eukaryota, Viridiplantae, Streptophyta, Magnoliopsida, Brassicales, Cleomaceae. The record is from RefSeq and is a predicted model, not a curated record. The transcript is spliced from 2 exons.